GGAAAUUAUAACUAUAUAGCUCUAGACCGGCUUAGCAUCGAUGCUAGUGGACGCAUUUUCGUCCUUCAUGCACCUACUUGGAGAGUCACUUUCUCGUCUCUCGCAUCCCAAUCGACGACGACAAGCAACCCUGACAGACACAUCGCAUAGCAGCGACGUCAACAUGUAUCAGGAUACAGCAAGCCCGAACCACACUGCCUCACAAAGCUACCUUUCCACCAGAGGCGGCGAUUAUGGCCUUUCCUUCGAGACUGUCGUUCUAAAAGGCCUUGCCGCCGACGGUGGCCUGUUUCUACCCCAUCAAAUACCUCGGGUAGAGAAUUGGCAAGAGUGGAAAGACCUCUCGUACACCGAACUUGCCUUUCGCAUCUUCAGCCUGUUCAUCUCGACCGAUGAAAUUCCAUCCGACGACUUGAAAGCAAUCAUUGAGAGGAGCUACUCUACUUUCCGAGCCGACAAUGUAGCACCCCUGAUCCAUUUACAGGACAACAACUUGUACCUCCUCGAGCUGUUUCACGGCCCCAGCUACUCCUUCAAGGAUUGUGCUCUGCAGUUCCUUGGCAACCUGUUUGAGUAUUUUCUGGUGCGAAGAAAUCAAGGGAAAGAGGGAAAAGACCGACACCACUUGACAGUCGUUGGUGCAACCAGUGGUGAUACUGGCUCCGCAGCCAUCUACGGUCUUAGAGGCAAGAAAGAUGUAUCGGUGUUCAUUUUACACCCGAAGGACCGUGUUAGCCCAAUCCAAGAGGCCCAGAUGACAACAUGCCUUGAUGCCAAUGUGCACAAUAUUGCCGUCACCGGGACAUUCGAUGACUGCCAGGAUAUUGUGAAAGCACUUUUCGGCGACCCGGAGACCAAUGAUGUACUCAAACUUGGUGCUGUGAACUCGAUCAAUUUCUCGAGGAUUCUCGCCCAAAUAGUCUACUAUUUCCAUGCCUAUUUCUCGCUUGCGAUGACCUCCGACUCUUUCAAAGUAGGAGAUCAAGUCCGAUUCGUCACCCCCACCGGCAACUUUGGAAAUAUCCUGGCUGGAUACUUAGCUACUAGGAUGGGACUUCCUGCAGACAAGCUGAUUGUGGCAACAAAUGAGAACGACAUUCUGUACCGAUUCUGGAAGACAGGUCGCUACGAGAAGCAGCCUGCCGCGAAUGGAGCGGUCAAAGAAGGACAUGUACACAGUGACGGCUGCAAAGAGACUCUUAGCCCGGCCAUGGAUAUCUUAGUAUCCAGCAACUUUGAGAGGCUGAUGUGGUUUCUAGCAGAAGAUUUCGCUUCCACUGUCGGGAUGGAUGAGCAAUUUAACAAAAAGCAAGCGGGGCAAGAGGUCACAUCGUGGUAUCAGUCACUAAAGGCGUCUGGUGGAUUUGGACCAGUGCACCCAGACAUCUUGGAAGCCGGGAGGCGAACAUUUGGAAGCGAGCGCGUGAGCGAUGCAGAGACACUCAAGACCAUCCAGUCAUGCUAUAGCCGGACAAAAUACGUACUGGACCCGCACACAGCAGUGGGCGUAGCAGCGGCGACAAGGUCAAUCGCGGAGGCUGAUGUGAAACACAUCUCGCUAUCGACAGCCCAUCCCGCGAAGUUCUCGGGUGCUGUUGAGGCCGCACUGAAAGACGACUCCAACUUCAAUUUCAACGAGCAAGUACUCCCUGCAGAGUUCAAAGAUCUCUUGCAUAAGGAGAAACGGGUGAUAUUCAUGGAGAAUUCAUGGGAAAAGGUAAGAGGGAUUAUAAAGAAGCAAGUAGAUACGGAUCUCUUAUAAAAUAUAUAUAUUAUAAAUAUAACGCAUCUCCUAUAUAACGUGGCCACCUAAUUAACUUAAUUAUAUUUUUAA
Molecule: messenger RNA, 1834 nt
Organism: Xylaria bambusicola
Lineage: Eukaryota; Fungi; Ascomycota; Sordariomycetes; Xylariales; Xylariaceae
Product: tryptophan synthase beta subunit-like PLP-dependent enzyme
Exons: 11
Coding region: 41-1762 (573 amino acids)
Biological process (GO): L-threonine biosynthetic process
Molecular function (GO): threonine synthase activity
Source: RefSeq, a predicted model, not a curated record